Messenger RNA from Phalacrocorax carbo (great cormorant), 3268 nucleotides. NCBI's taxonomy places the organism in Eukaryota, Metazoa, Chordata, Aves, Suliformes, Phalacrocoracidae. The record is from RefSeq and is a predicted model, not a curated record.
CGUACCCCGCUCCCGAGACAAGGUGUCCGGGGGAGCAGGGCUGGGCACCCUGGUGGGGAUGAGGCCAUGCCGACUGGAAAUGAUCCCAUCGCGCUUCCCCACAGUCCCCUGACAUCAUCCACAACCCUUCCUGACAUCAUCCCCAGACUCCCCGACAACACCGCCCUCCUUGGCCACGGCGGAGACCCCCCGGAGCCUGUGCCGCUGGGAUAGGGACCCCGCGAGGCUCGUGAUCCCUCUGGGAGCAACCUGGUCCUGCUGCACUUGGGAAGGGGACAGGGGAGCCCGUCCAUCCGUCCCACCCAGGAUGCACCCCAAAGGCUCCAUGGGACAAAGACCCAUCCCCUUGGUCGCCACCGCUACUGCGUGGGGGGCGAUCGACGAUCGCUACCGGACCGCGAGACCCCCGGCCCGGCCUAGCCCCGCCCCGCCGCCAUGGAGUUCCCCGCCGUUCUCUUCCCCUCCUACUUCGGCGCCGGCCCGCCCCGGGAGGAGGGGGGCCCCGCUCUGGCCGCCGGCUGGGGCGAGCACGGGCAGGUGCUGGAGGCCGGCCCCGGCCGCCGCCAGGCCGAGAGGACGUUCGUGCCCCGCCACGGCAGGACGGGAGAGAGCUGGGAACCCACCGAGGCUGCUGCCGUGCCCUUCUUGACCCCCAGCGCGAGCUGCUGGGUCCCCUCGCUCACACCUCAGGACAUCCUCUACCGCAGCGUUCUGCACAGGAAGCUCUGGACCGGCAAGUCCAGAGCCACUCUGGACUUCACCAGGCAGCUGGGCCACUUCUUUGUGGAUCACCCAGAAGAUGCAUUUGGCUCCCUGGGGCGGCUGCUGCACAAGAACUUUCACCUGGGCAACUCAAAACUGAGGAGAAAGGCCCGGGACAACACCAUCCGGAUGACGGCCCUGAUGGAGGAAAUUGACCGUCUGGAGGCCAGGCGUGGCUGCCCCCGGCAGUACCUCACCUCCCGCCUGCGCUGGUUCUCCCACCUCAGCCGUGACUGGCUCUUUGAGGUGCCGCUGGGGCUGCUGGCGGACUGCGUGCACGAGGAGCUGCUGCUGCAGUGGGCCAGUCUGCUUUUUGAUGACAGUCCUACAGGGGGGGCACUGGCCUGGCUGCCCCCUGAGGAUGUAGGGGCUCGCAUGGGCUGCCUGGUGUACCCUGGAGGGCAGGCCAUGAACCAGCUCUAUUUCCAGGACGUGGUGCUGGAGGAGCUGCCUCACAGCCGGGGCUCCCCAGCACAGUUUGAGCUCAAUGGGCGCAUCUGGCAAGUGUCCGCUGCCCGGGUGGACGGGGAAGGUUUUGUUGGUGUCCGCUCGGACUAUCACUGCGGCGUUUGGAGAGUGUCGGGUAGGACAGGGGCGGCUCCUGCCCCACUGCAGGUCAUCCGCACCAGCAUGCCUGCCUCCUGCAUCACCGUCAGCCCUCAUCUCCCCGGGGAGCUGGCUGUCUGCACACAGAGCGGAUCUGUCUACCUCUGGAGCGUUGAGUUGGGGCUGCAGCGGCUCCGCCAUGACCCCCAGACCAUGUUUUUUCGGGACCAUUCGCCCUGGCGCUGGAGCGACUUCACCGCCCACCCACGGGUGCUGAGCUGCGCUGACCGCACUGGCCUACAGUGCCUGGACGCCCGGGUCCCUGAGCGAUGCCACUUCGACUUGUUCAAGGUGGGUGAGGAAGCCGGCUGCCGGCAAGGCGAGCGCGUGGUGCUGCCCAUGUACCUGGGCAGGGCUCACCCCUCCCAGCACCUCAUCACCACCCAGUUCUCUGUAUAUGUGCUGGACGAGCGCUUGCCACUGGUGCCUGUGCUGAAGUGGGCUCACAUGAUGAAGGCCCCUCCUCUCUUUGCCCACCUGACGCCAGGGGGCCCUGGGAGGAGCCAUAAGCUGCUGCUUGGUGCAUCCUGCACCCAGGAGCUGCUGCUGCUGCAAUACCAGGGGGGCAGCCGGUCGGCCUGCCAGCUGGCAGGGCCUCCACAGAAGCUGCACAGCAUCUCCAGCUGCCUGGAGCACCUGCCCACCCAGCUCCCGCACCGCCACCGCUUGCUCCAGCAGCGCCUCAGUGCCCCAGCUGCCGGGCUGGCUGCUGUGCUGCAGGAGGAUGGGCAGCGGGAGUCCCUGCUGGUUUUCCAGCUCUCUGAGGCUGGGGAUGUCUUCUGCCAGAGGCUGACCCAUGAGGCGGUGCAGCCCCCUAAGCCCACCUCGAGGGACGAGGCCACGACAGCCCCUGGCUCUUCCCCUCUCUUCGAGGCUCCAGCCAGCAGCCCGCUGCGCUCAGGCACUGAGGGAGAAGAGGAGGAGGAGGAGGAGGAGGAGGAAGAGCAAACCUUCUACUUGUCCAAUGUGGAAGUGAUUAUCAAUGAGGAGGAGGAGUGGGAUGCAAGCACGCCAGUGGCUCCACAGGAAGCCGAGGUCCCCCAGGAGUCCUGUGCCAGCCCUGAGCCUGCCCGGGCAGUGCCCAGCCCGGCUGCAGCCCUGCGGUACCGCCGCUGGCUGAAGGCUCUUUCCAAGGGCUGUGGGGAGCCCCCCCGACACACCUGGCCCCCCACCCUCAGCCAGAAGCGCCUCUUCACCCGCAAAGAGCUGGAGGUGCUGGCAGUCCCCAGCGCCCUGCAUGAGCAGGCACGGCAGCGACUGCGCCAGGCCAUGCAGGAAGGGGGUCGCAUACAGCGCUGGGACACGCCGGACCCCCAACCCCCUCCCCUGCCGCAACCCCUGGAGCCAUCAGGGAGUCCGGACCCCCUGAGUGCUCGUCUGACAGCGGCCUGGUCAGGGGAUUGGGAAAAGUGGUGGGAUGAGAGGACGAGUUUCAACAUAGCGCAGAGGCAGCGCGCAUUGCGGGAACGGCGGCGGCGGCAGAAGCGAGCUCGUGGCCGGCGCAGCCUUUCGGCUAGCUUCACCUCCUCCCUUACCUACCAGUCAGAGCUGUCGGAGCUGAGUGACGUGGCCCCCACGACGCUUUCCCCUGGGCAGCCCCCUGUGCUCCCACGGGAGGGCUCCCCACCGGGCAGCUUCCCCGUGGCAUCACCAGCUCCCGACGAAGCCCUGCUGUCUUCCCAGAGCCUGCGCUGCCGCGGCAUCCCCAAGGAGCGGCGGAAAACGCUGCGGGAUUACCUGUCGGUGUGGGCUGAGGCUCCCCCUGAGCCCUUUGAGCUCCCCAGCAGCCAGGCCAGCCAGCUCUGCAUCCCCUCCUCACAGAGCCAGCUCUCCUCUGCCUCACAGCCCCGCCGCAAGCGCCCACGCAUGGGCUUCUGAGCCUUCAAUAAACCCCACGUGG